AUGAAAUAGGUACAUAGAAUUCAACAUUGAAUUUUUCACGCUUACAAUAUGGUAAGUUGAUUUAUGUUUGAAAACCAUGACACAUAAAAUCCCUAGCAUUCAAAUUUUUCACAACAUUCGAUCAUCGAGACAUCAAUUUAUUACAUUUUUACAAAACUGACUUUUCAUGAAAGCGAACGAAUCAUCUGUUAGCAUACUGUGUCAGAUAGACAUGUGUGAAGUGAUGGAAAAUCUGUUCGCACCAACCUAUCGACCUCUCGCGCUCAAAAUUAAUUUUCAUACUCCCAGUAGAUCUGAUCAUUUCUCAUAUGCAGAUCAGAUUUCAUUAUUUUAUCUGGAUAAAGAUCAAGAUUACAGAUCCAAACAUUUCCUGGAUCUGAUUGCAUGUGACCAGAAUCUGAUACAGUCAGAUCAAAAGUUUUUGUUCACAUUAGGUCAUUUUAGAUCCAGUAGGAUUGACCUGAUCUGAUGUGAUCAGAUUUGGACCUUCCUAAGAUCCGAUUUGAUUUCACCGUGUAAUCAGAUUAAAAAUUCAAGUCCACCUUGGACGUGUAUCCCUUUUUUAGACCUGAUCAAGUCUGGACAUAUUUUCUCAGAUGCAAUUUGAUUCAGCCAGAUGUAAUCAAAUCACAGUUUUGAUCAAAUAAAACCUCUUCAGAACUAAUCAGGUCCAAUUUUCUGGGAAAAUACAUGAAAAGGAAAAUAACAAAAAGCUUUACUAGGACAGUUGUUCAUUCUACCAAAAAAAAUUUCUGAAAUCUACACAUUGAAAAUCGUGACCAUAUUUCAAUCUUUAUCCAGUAAGUAAUGAAGUGUGGAAUAAUGUAACGUAACUUUUGUCAGUCAAAAAUGGUUCUACACUGACGUGAUUUUCGAUCUCGAAUUUUUUGUGUUUAUUGAAUUAUUCAUCUUCGCAAACCUCGAAACAUUCGAUCACUCCAUCAUCGCCUUCAUUCUUCAGAUACGAUCACAAAGCCGAGAAUUUAUUACAUUUACGCAACUGAUUUUUUUCCAUCUGCGUGAACGAAUCGUUUAUUAAUUUUCUGACUCACAUAGACAGCUGCAAAGUGAUGAAAAAUCUGUUCAUAACAAUCGGAAUUCUACCAUCGAUGCCUCAGUUUCAAAAUACAUCAUUCUGCUUGCAGUUUUCAAACACUUCACAACCAGAGAACUACCUUCUUCGUCCAACAAAAUGAAUUCGUCGAAGUUCAUCUCCUUCUAUAUGAUGCUAUUGUAUUGCAAUUACGCAGUAGAAGUUCAAUCAGAGAAGCAAAAAGCUUUGAUUUUCAAUCAAGAAACUAAACAGCUCAUGGAACUGAACGUCCAUGACGAUUCUGCAAAAUGUACCCAUUGAAUUCCGCCUGCCCUCUUUCUACGGAAAUCAUAAAGAAAGCUACCAUCAGUGGAUUUGGAUUACUGGUACAAAAAGUCUACGAUGAUGCAGAAAAUCCAACCAAAGUCGAAACAGAUAUCUGCGAUGAGCCAAUUACACCAUCGAUAGUCUUUGACCCAGUGUCAGGAAAUUUUGAGAUGGGAUAUGAGAUGUUUUAUAGAGAAGGACAAUUAAUCAAAUUGAAAUGCGACUUCUAUAAUGAUUUAUUAAAUAUUAUAGAUGGUAAACCAAACCAAGAAGAUAGACAACCCAUUAAUGACGAAUCUAUAACCACAAUCGAUGAAGAUGGCAAUACAACAUUUCAAAUGAAGGCUAACCCAGAUAAAACAAUGAUUGAAGAUGGUGAACCAAACCAAGAAGAUGGACAACUCAUCAAUGACGAAUCCACCACCACAAUUGACGAAGAUGCCAAUACAACAUUUCAAAUCAAGGGUAACCCAGAUAAAACGAUGAUUAUAGAUGGUGAACCAAACAAAGAAGAUGGACAACUCAUCAAUGACGAAUCCACCAACACAACUGACGAAGAUGCCAAUACAACAUUUCAAAUUAAGGACAAGCCAGAUGAAACAAUGGUUUUCUACUGGAUACCAGUGCUCACAUUGGAGUACUUUACUGACUCGAACCGCAGACAUAUUACCAUAAAAAAGGACGUAAUUAAUGAUUACUUCCAUAAAGAACGAGUCAUAUCUCACUGUGAAAAUUAUUAUUUAAGUAUUGGCGAUCAGAUAGUGCCAUUAGAACGCGAACAGGACGAGUUCAAACAACCAGCAGAUGAUAAUCCUUUAGAAAAAACUCAAAUAGUGCCAAUGCACAUGUUGCAUACAGUGCCAGGAAGACUUGCCACCUGUCUGUAUGCAAACAUUGCAUUUAUUUGGAGCAGCAUCGCGAAUGGUCAGUUGCAAGAGGUCGAUUUAUUCUUGUACACUUUAUAUAAACUACAUCCUGCAAACAUAAAUAUAUACUUUGGCGUUAAUUACGAAUUAGAAGAUACCAGCCCCGAAUUAACAGCUUCAGAAAAUCCGAUAUUCAACAAAUACCCAAUUCCCGGAUUCGUGUAUCGAAUUGUCGAAUGGACCAAUAAUAACUACGACAACUUAUCCGUAUAUAAAGUUAUUGUUGUAAUCCAUAACGAUACUAGAUCUAUAAAAGAAGGCGAUCGAAUAUGUUCAAAUUCAGAACAAGUGCCAGGUUGGAACGACAUAAAAAGCUCAGAUACCACUACCCUUACUGGGACAAGCUACACGUGCCCUUACUCAGGAAAAAAUACAUUAGAAAAAAUGGGACUUCAUCGAAAUUACAGUUGGCAAUCCUUCAGCGUGGAAAAUUUUCCUAUAAUUGACGAAUCGACAGGACACAUAUCUCUAUCAGACAUAAGUAAGCAAGUUCGAGCUGAAUUCAAUCGGCUUAAGAAUUUGAAUAAUUACGUGUAGUUGACUAACACACAUUUUAGAAUUUUAAUUUUAAUACCUAGUUAAAGAUUAAUAAUUGUAGAUUUAAGCC
Messenger RNA from Planococcus citri (citrus mealybug), 2893 nucleotides. RefSeq lists its product as uncharacterized. Lineage: Eukaryota; Metazoa; Arthropoda; Insecta; Hemiptera; Pseudococcidae. Bases 1342 to 2823 code for a protein of 493 amino acids. The transcript is spliced from 8 exons. The record is from RefSeq and is a predicted model, not a curated record.